Messenger RNA from Cottoperca gobio, 672 nucleotides. Its product is annotated as claudin-4-like. Lineage: Eukaryota; Metazoa; Chordata; Actinopteri; Perciformes; Bovichtidae. The record is from RefSeq and is a predicted model, not a curated record. Bases 1 to 672 code for a protein of 223 amino acids. Gene Ontology annotation, cellular component: bicellular tight junction; membrane. The transcript has a single exon. Gene Ontology annotation, molecular function: structural molecule activity.
AUGGUGUCUUUGGCACUUGAAUUGGUCGGCGUCAUUCUGGCAGUGCUCGGCUGGGUGCUGAGUGUGGUCAGCUGCGCCCUGCCGAUGUGGAGGGUCUCAGCCUUCAUUGGCUCCAACAUUGUCACAGCUCAGGUGUACUGGGAGGGCCUGUGGAUGAACUGUGUGUUCCAGAGCACGGGGCAGAUGCAGUGUAAGGUCUACGACUCCAUGCUGGCUUUACCCCAGGACCUGCAGGCCGCCAGGGCGCUCACCAUCGUGUCCAUAAUUGUGGGGGUGUUGGCUCUCCUCAUCUCUGUGGUGGGAGCAAAGUGCACCAACUGCAUGGAGGAUGAAGGGGUUAAAGCCAGAGUAAUGGCCGCCGCAGGUGGAUCGUUCAUCACAGCAGCUCUGACCCAGCUGGUGCCUGUUUCCUGGUCCGCACACACCAUCAUAAUUGAGUUCUACAGUCCGCUCAUCCUCUCUGGUCAGAAGAUGGAGAUCGGGGCGGCGCUGUAUCUGGGCUGGGCCGCCGCGGCCUUGCUGCUGACUGGAGGGUCCAUCCUCUGUUGCAGUUGCCCUCCACAGGAAGAGAAACUAGCGAGGUACAGCGUGCACCCCCAGAGUCGUAUAGCAUAUUCCGCCGCACCGAGGUCAAACGUUCCAAGCUCCUACAACAGGAGGGACUACGUGUGA